Messenger RNA from Heteronotia binoei (common prickly gecko), 1863 nucleotides. Its product is annotated as BPI fold-containing family B member 4-like. NCBI's taxonomy places the organism in Eukaryota, Metazoa, Chordata, Lepidosauria, Squamata, Gekkonidae. The transcript has 15 exons. The record is from RefSeq and is a predicted model, not a curated record. Bases 1 to 1863 code for a protein of 620 amino acids. Gene Ontology annotation, molecular function: lipid binding.
AUGCUCACGGCCUGUUGCGUCACCGUCUUCUUCUGCUUGCUGACCCCCUCGCAAAGCCAGCUGCCAACAGAUGCCGUCAUCCGGGUCAAUAAAGGCGUCUUACAUAACGCGGUCGCCAACUCAAUGGCACAAAGCAAUGCCCUCCAAGGCGCCAUGAGAGACUUGCCCAUUGGCAACGGAGGUGGUGGUGAUGGUGGUCUGCUGGGCGGCAUCCUUGGUGGUGGAGGUGGAGGAGGAGGCCUACUUGGGGGUAUUACCGGGGGUUUGCUAGGGGGAGGAGGCGGAGGGCUUCUCGGCGGGGUCACCGGAGGUCUGCUUGGUGGCGGUGGUGGUGGUGGUGGAGGGCUUCUUGGUGGGGUCACCGGGGGCCUGCUUGGAGGUGGCGGCAAUGAAGCUUACGGUGGUGGCCCAGCCUAUGUGGUCGGUGGUGGGCAGCCUGGCUAUGGUGCUGCUGAGCUCCGUGGCGACGGUGGAGGUCCUGGCGCUGGAGGCCUGCUGGGCCGUGGAGGCCUGCUGGGUGAUGGAGGUCUGCUUGGCACUGCAGGUAUUCUGGGUGGUGGCGGCGGUCUCCUUGGCAACGGAGGCCUGUUGGGCAACGGAGGACUACUCGGCGGAGGUGGCAUUCUCGGCAUCCUCGGGGAAGGAGGUUUGCUCAGCACAGUCCAGGGCCUCACAGGAUUAAGAAUUGUGGAGUUGACACUUCCCAGAAUCAAUCUGAGGCUUUUACCUGGGAUUGGCGUCCACCUGGAUUUGUAUACCAAGGUGGCACUCAAUGGAAAGAGUCUCCUCGGGUUGCUGGAUAUUGCCGUGGAAGUGAACAUCACAGCAAUCGUCCGGCUGACGAUGGAUGGCACUGGCUACCCCAAGCUGGUGAUCGAUCACUGCGACACCCUUCUUGGGGGCAUCAAAAUCAGACUCCUCAGAGGCCUGCUGCCAAUUGUGGAUAAUCUACUGGCACGAGUUCUUAGUAGACUUCUCCCAGAACUGCUUUGCCCCGUCUUAGAUGUCGUCCUGGGCCUUGUGAAUGAUCAACUGGGACUCGUGAACUCUCUGGUCCCCCUGGGCAUCUUAGGGAGUGUCCAAUACACUGUCUCCAGUCUCCCACUUGUCACUGGGCAUUUCUUGGAAAUUGACUUAAACACUGUGGUGGGGCAGGUGGCUGGUCCCCUUCUUGACUACCCGCUGGGCAAGCCGGAAGCUAUGCCGUUGCCACCAAAGAGGCCAGCUUCUCCAAUGCCCCCCAUGCCUCCCAUGGCUGAUUCAACCAAUUCCCAGCUGGGACUCUCCGUCAGCUUCCUCAGCUCAGUGCUGGCAGUCCUGCAGAAGCAAGGGGCCCUCGACAUCGACAUCUCGGAUGGGAUGUUCCCUGAACUUCCUCCAUUGACCACAUCAACUCUUGGGGCUUUGAUUCCAGCGGUGUUCCAGAUGUUCCCAGAACCACGGGCUCUCAUCCUGAAGGUGUCUGUCCCUGAUGUCCCCACCGUGAAACUGGAGAAAGACAAGGGCCUCAUUCAUCUCACCGCCGUUGCCGAAGUGUUGGCGUCUAAGCCGAACGAUGCUCACCAGUCCCUCUGUGCCCUGAGCGUUGACACAUCUUUGAUGGCCAAGUUCUCUGUCGAAGACAACAAGCUGAAGAUUGCUGUGGAGCUUGACAAAACCCACAUCACCGUGACAUCUUCGUCCGUUGGGAAAUUUGAUGUUUCACUCCUGGAGGGACUGGUUGGCAAGAUUUUCGAGAUCGCUUUCCUUCCAGCCAUGAACAGUGUGCUGGGAGGCGGCAUCCCUCUCCCCAAACUGCUGGACAUCGAUUUCAACAAUGCAGACGUCGAUGUCAUUGAAGAUCUGCUUGUGCUGUCUGCAUGA